AAUGUUCUCCAAAUUUUUUUUCUAGCUCAGUUCAAUUUUAUCGACCUAAGAGCACAAAAAAGUAUUCUUUUGACGGGCGAGAGAGAGAGAGAGAGAGAGAGAGAUGGAGGAGGUUGCGGUGGUUUCGGACGGUAAAUUGGAGCUAGGCCGGCCGGCUGUAAUACUCUUAUGCGGAAGCCUCGUAUACUACCACUGCGCGUACCGGGACUCAAGCCUCCUUUCGCUCUUCUCCGAUGUUCUUAUCGUGCUCCUCUGCUCUCUCGCCAUCCUGGGCAUGCUCUUCCGUCAGAUGAAUAUCUCGUGAUUGUCAUUCUCUAUGCACAGUCAGUUUUAGGACGAAUGGCAUCUGGCGCUACAAUUGCUUAUGCUGGAUUGUGCAUUUGUUGCCUCUACAUCUUUGCACAAAAUUCUCUGAUGGCCAAAUUCACUUGUAAGAUUGGAAGAAGAGGGUCUGGUGGAGGGGCUCAAGAGAGCAUGUAAACAGAAGAAGCUUCCAUCAUAAUAGAGUUUUUUAUGCCUAGCAUUCACCUGUAGAGUCUAUCGCAUUGCAGUGUACAGUGAAGACAAAAUUAUCAUUGUUCAUAAAAUAAUUCUAUUGAAAAUGUGUAAUUAAUAAAUUGAACAAAUUACUAUUUUUGUUUUUGCAAUCUCUUUUGAGUUUUUUCCAACAAAAUCUUGUUCUGUUCCAUAUGAUUAUUGUUGUAAUUAUUCGAUGCUAUAAAUAACUAUCAGGGGUUUGUU
Messenger RNA from Phalaenopsis equestris, 741 nucleotides. Its product is annotated as reticulon-like protein B22. Lineage: Eukaryota; Viridiplantae; Streptophyta; Magnoliopsida; Asparagales; Orchidaceae. The record is from RefSeq and is a predicted model, not a curated record.